Messenger RNA from Lactuca sativa (garden lettuce), 2625 nucleotides. Its product is annotated as neutral ceramidase 2. The record is from RefSeq and is a predicted model, not a curated record. Gene Ontology annotation, biological process: long-chain fatty acid biosynthetic process; ceramide catabolic process; sphingosine biosynthetic process. Gene Ontology annotation, cellular component: extracellular region. Gene Ontology annotation, molecular function: N-acylsphingosine amidohydrolase activity. Lineage: Eukaryota; Viridiplantae; Streptophyta; Magnoliopsida; Asterales; Asteraceae.
UCACUUCAACGCCACUCUAUGUAUAAAUUCCAUUCAUACCCGCAUUCUUCCAUUACUCCAACCCUCUCUCCCACUCAAACCUCAAUCACACUCACACGAUACAAUCAUACUCAAUUUAAUGGAGUAGACACUAUACAAGGCUGAAUCUGUCAAAUUUCAGUGAAGAAAUACCUAGAGCGUGCUAGAUUCUACACGUUGGUGGAGUUGUUAUGGAGUUCUUUCAGGCUCUCAUCCAGAAACAACAUUCAAUUGCAUGGUUUUGGAUCUUACUACUAGUUUGUGUACUGAAUGGGAAAACAACAAUCUCAGCUUCCAAUUACUUAGUAGGACUUGGAAGCUAUGACAUCACAGGGCCUGCUGCUGAUGUCAACAUGAUGGGCUAUGCCAACUCAGAUCAAACUGCAUCUGGCAUCCAUUUUCGGCUUCGAGCUCGUGCAUUCAUUGUAGCAGAGCCACAGGGAAACCGUGUGGUAUUUGUAAAUCUUGAUGCUUGCAUGGCCUCACAGCUUAUAACCAUCAAAGUCCUAGAGAGGUUGAAGGCAAGGUAUGGAGAUUUAUACACAGAAAAGAACGUUGCCAUUAGUGGCAUACACACCCAUGCAGGCCCUGGAGGCUAUCUGCAAUAUGUUGUGUAUAUUGUUACAUCUUUAGGAUUCGUACGCCAAUCAUUUGAUGUAAUAGUUGAUGGCAUUGAACAAAGCAUCAUUCGUGCUCAUGAAAACCUUCAUCCUGGAUCAGUUUUUGUAAACAAAGGAGAGAUCUUGGAUGCAGGUGUGAAUCGUAGCCCUAGUGCUUAUCUUAACAAUCCUGCAACAGAAAGGGCAAAAUACAAGUAUGAUGUGGAUAAAGAAAUGACACUUUUGAAGUUUGUAGAUGAUCAGUGGGGUCCAGUGGGUGCCUUUAACUGGUUUGCUACUCAUGGGACUUCAAUGAGUCGUACAAAUGAGUUAAUCAGUGGGGAUAAUAAAGGAACAGCUGCACGCCUCAUGGAAGAUUGGUUCAAUCAGAAACGUGUUAGUGAAAAUGAAAACCCACGAAGAGUCUCCAAUAUUGUUCAAGUUUCACAAACAAACCAUCAUGAGUUGCUGGAACUUGCGUCUUCUUUUCAGUCAACUUCUGGUCAACCAACAACCAAGUAUUUGAGCAUAUCAAGACGUGUUAGAAGUGUUCUUAGAUCUGCAGAUAGACCAAUAUUUGUAUCUGCUUUUUGUCAAUCGAAUUGUGGGGAUGUGAGUCCAAAUGUGCUUGGGGCUUUUUGCACAGAUACUGGGGUACCCUGUGAUUUUAAUCAUAGUACUUGUGGUGGGAAGAAUGAGUUGUGUUAUGGAAGAGGACCAGGAUACCCAGAUGAAUUUGAAAGCACGCGUAUAAUUGGGGAGAGACAAUUCAAGAAAGCUGCUGAUCUUUUUAACAGUGCUGCUGAAAAGUUAACUGGAAAGAUUGAUUUUCGUCACAGUUAUUUGGAUUUUUCACAGCUUGAGGUGAAAAAAGGUGGGAAUGAGAGUGUUAAAACAUGUCCUGCUGCCAUGGGAUUUGCAUUUGCAGCUGGAACAACUGAUGGGCCUGGGGCUUUUGAUUUUAAGCAAGGGGACAACACUGGGAAUCCAUUUUGGAAAUUGGUGAGGAACUUGCUAAAAACACCAAGUCAGGAGCAAAAAGACUGUCAACAGCCAAAGCCUAUUUUGCUUGAUACAGGAGAAAUGAAGGUGCCAUAUGAUUGGGCGCCAUCAAUUCUCCCAGUUCAAAUACUAAAGAUAGGGCAGAUGGUGAUUCUCAGUGUACCUGGAGAAUUUACAACUAUGGCUGGGAGGCGAUUGCGUGAUGCUGUUGGUGCUGUUUUUAAAGGAAAAGUUCAUGUUGUCAUAGCUGGUUUAACUAAUACCUACUCACAAUAUAUUACCACUUUUGAGGAGUAUGAGACUCAAAGAUAUGAGGGAGCUUCGACGCUAUACGGUCCGAAUACUUUAAGCGCCUACAUUCAAGAGUUCACAAAGCUCGCAACCGCCAUUGUCACCGGAAAAACUGUAGAAGCGGGCCCACCACCACCGGAUCUACUAAGCAAGCAGAUAGGCUUGCUACCACCCGUGGUGGUGGACUCCACCCCACUGGGAGUCAAAUUCGGGGAUGUCAGUACUGACGUCCCUCGAAAUUCUACCUUUAAAAAAGGUGAAACGCUGACCGUUGUGUUCUGGUCAGCGUGCCCUAGAAACGAUCUCAUGACCGAAGGGACAUUUGCUUUAGUGGAGUUGCUUCAAGGGCAGGACACGUGGGUCCCGGUUUAUGAUGAUGAUGAUAUUUGCCUUAGGUUUAAGUGGUCAAGGCCUUCGAAGCUUAGUGCUCAAAGUCAUGCUACUAUAGAAUGGCGGAUCCCACAAUCAACUGUUCCUGGGGUUUAUAGGGUGAGCCAUUUUGGUGCAUCUAAAAGUCUAUUUGGUUCGAUUAGCCAUUUUAGUGGUUCAUCAAGUGCUUUUGUGGUUAAGUAAUUUUUGGACUGUUUUAACUGUUUGAGAUUAAAAACUUGUUAUUCCAUAAAUUCAUUGUACACGAGCUCAUUUAUCAUGUAAUUUAUGUGUUCAUACAACAACUAAGUUAAAUAUAUCAUAAAGAUCUCCACUUCUUAUAAAA